Messenger RNA from Enterobius vermicularis (human pinworm), 426 nucleotides. The record is from the annotation of a GenBank genome assembly. Lineage: Eukaryota; Metazoa; Nematoda; Chromadorea; Rhabditida; Oxyuridae.
AUGGAUUACAAUCACGUUGACCAACUAUUUCACCAGUCUGCUGAAAAAGGCGACCUGGAAAUUCUGCUAUUAUUCCAGAAAGAAGCAAUGCUAAUGGCAGCCAAAAAUGGUUUCGAUAAAAUUGUUGAAGUUCUGGUUGAGUACGGCACCAAUUACGGCACCGAUAUCAACGCAACAGAUUCGGAUGCGAAAACUUUGUUAAUGUUGGCAUCAGAAAAUGGCCACAUCAAUUUGGUACGCUUUCUGGUGGAAAAGAAUGCCGAUGUUAACACAGAAAACUCGAACGAGGAAACGCCGUUAACGUUGGCAUCAGAAAAUGGCCAUAUCGAUGUGGUACGGUAUUUGUUGAAACGUGGAGCAAAUGCUAAUGCAGGGACUAGUCAACUGGUGAUUCUUUGCGCUGAAUAUUGUCAUACGUUUUCAUAG